CGCCUCCCCGCCCCCGGCUCCGCAUCGCCGCGGCCGGAGCGCACGCCGCCCGCCCGAGGAUGCUCCGCGCUUUUGUUCCCCCGCCGCAGCCUUUGGGAGGACUCUCGUCCUGACUCGGUGGAGGUUCCUCUCCCUCUUCCCCCAGCCCCUCAUCCCUCCUCGGCGCGGCAGCCCACCCAGGAGGGCAUCGGUAUCAGCCCUCUCCGGUGCGCCGGGGAAGUUGCUGACAUGCCUGCCGCUGGGUCCCGGUGCGGCGGCAGCGGCGGGGAGCCGGAUUUAAAGGGGAAUUGUGCUGCAGACAAUGCACAGCAGCAGCAUCUGGAGCAGCCCUGGGGACUGGAGCUCCGGUUUUGACAUUGCUGCACACACAGCACCAGCCGCAAUGACAGCAGCUGCCUGGAGUGGCUGCAGGCAGCAGGCAGGAGCAUGAAGUAGAGAGAUCACUGCAGUGCUCAAGAUGAACUCCUCUUUGGUUGGCAACCAGAGUGGCCGGCCCUUCUGUCUCCUGGCCAUUAGCUAUUUGGAGACCAUCAAUUUUUGCCUCCUGGAAGUGGUUAUUAUUGUGUUCCUCAUGGUGCUGAUUAUUUCGGGCAACAUUAUUGUGAUAUUUGUCUUUCACUGUGCACCUCUGCUGAACCACCACACCACCAGCUACUUCAUCCAGACUAUGGCGUAUGCUGACCUCCUGGUGGGCGUGAGCUGUCUGGUGCCUUCUUUGUCUCUGCUGCACUAUCCUAUUGUUUUAAGUGAGUCCUUGGUUUGCCAAAUCUUUGGUUAUGUGGUAUCAGUGCUGAAGAGCGUCUCCAUGGCCUCCCUGGCCUGCAUCAGCAUUGACAGAUACAUCGCCAUCACGAAGCCCCUGACCUACAACACGCUGGUUACCCCCUGGAGGCUGCGGAUCUGCAUCUUGACCAUUUGGCUCUACUCCUGCCUGGUCUUCUUGCCCUCCUUUCACUGGGGAAAGCCUGGAUAUCACGGGGACGUGUUCCAGUGGUGCGCCAACUCCUGGAACACCGAUCCCUAUUUCACCCUCUUCAUUGUGGUGAUGCUCUACGCCCCGGCCGCUUUCAUCGUCUGCUUCACCUACUUCAACAUCUUCCGCAUCUGCCAGCAGCACACCAAGGAGAUCAACGAGCGGCGCGUGCGCUUCAGCUCGCAGGACGGGGAGGCUGGCGAGGCCCAGCCCUGCCCGGACAAGCGCUAUGCCAUGGUCCUCUUCCGCAUCACCAGUGUCUUCUACAUCCUCUGGCUGCCCUACAUCAUCUAUUUCCUGCUGGAGAGCUCCAACGUCUACAGUAACCGCGUCGCAUCCUUCUUGACCACUUGGCUUGCCAUUAGCAACAGUUUCUGCAACUGUGUCAUUUACAGUCUCUCCAACAGUGUCUUUCAGAAGGGGCUGAAGCGUCUCUCGGGGGCCAUCUGUGCCUCGUGUGCUAGACAGAGGGUAGCUAAGGACUCCUCUACCUCUAGGAGCAAAAGAUCUUCCAAUGGAUGUCAUGUCUAGGACGCCCGUCAGCUGGACUGGGAAGUGCAGGGACGAUUGCAUAGAUUGCAAAAUAACUUAGAUACGAUUUUAAGAUACCCAGAUUUGCAAAAAGGUUUCUGAGAAAUGCUGCUGACAUAGAAGGAUCAGGAGCACACAGCGUUGUGGUUUCACUUUAAAAAAUGAUUGCUGUGGAGGAGGCUGUGGAGUUUCACCUCCACAUUCAUUUUAAAGAAUAAAGCUGUAUCUUGACACUUACCUCUCCAGCUGGUGUGACUGAAUGGAGUGGGUGUCUGAGAGCUUCGGCAAAAUGUAGUCUUUCUUACAGCUUUACUGGGUUCUUUGGAGAUUCGUGCUUCACAUGUAAAUGAUAGAUCUGAAGUGGAAAUGUCACAGUCUAUGGUAUAUUACAGGGAUUUUUUUAAUAUAUGCCAAAGUAUAUUGACACAAUGUUCCAGCGUCAGAACAGAAGGGGCCAAACAAUUUGUUUUUCAGUGCUACCUAGACAGGACUUGUAGAACAGGAGUGAACAAUGUGAACAUUUCAGUGUGAACUCUGUUAAUGAGCCGUGAGUGCAGCGCUGUGGUCUGGGCAGGCUCACUCCUAGGGCUGGUCUGGCUCCCGUGCCCCGUUUCCCUGGUAGGAUGCAUGUUUGGAUCUGAGUGCGGCAUCUGCGUUUUCCUGUUUGUUGUGAAGUAAGAAGAAAAACUUGGAUCAGACCAAAUUUAGCAGUUAAAUAAAAUGUGUUUUGAUAAGCUAAGAGAAAA
Molecule: messenger RNA, 2250 nt
Organism: Melospiza melodia melodia
Lineage: Eukaryota; Metazoa; Chordata; Aves; Passeriformes; Passerellidae
Gene: GPR21
Product: G protein-coupled receptor 21
Exons: 2
Coding region: 458-1504 (348 amino acids)
Biological process (GO): phototransduction; G protein-coupled receptor signaling pathway; cellular response to light stimulus
Cellular component (GO): plasma membrane
Molecular function (GO): G protein-coupled photoreceptor activity
Source: RefSeq, a predicted model, not a curated record